Echinococcus granulosus is the source of this 264-nucleotide messenger RNA. RefSeq lists its product as hypothetical. NCBI's taxonomy places the organism in Eukaryota, Metazoa, Platyhelminthes, Cestoda, Cyclophyllidea, Taeniidae. The coding region runs from base 1 to 264 and encodes 87 amino acids. The transcript is spliced from 2 exons. The record is from RefSeq and is a predicted model, not a curated record.
AUGGAGGCACGCAACUGUCGAGAGGUAUCGCUCUCUGCCAAAGCACAUGCAUUGGCCCACAUUGUAGUAGACGAAACUCUUCAUGACAUUUGCCGUGCAAUGGGAAGCAGAGGAGUCACAGGAGCACAGAGGUACUGCCUCGAGGCAAUCCUCUCCCUGCAGAGAGUCGAAACACCACCCCAAUUGCCUCUAGACGACGCCUGCACCGAUCAACUAGUCGGGAAAAUCGACUGCCCUCGUGGCGAGGUUGGAUUCGAUUGGUGA